Penicillium odoratum is the source of this 1530-nucleotide messenger RNA. RefSeq lists its product as uncharacterized. Gene Ontology annotation, biological process: transmembrane transport. Bases 1 to 1530 code for a protein of 509 amino acids. Gene Ontology annotation, molecular function: transmembrane transporter activity. The record is from RefSeq and is a predicted model, not a curated record. NCBI's taxonomy places the organism in Eukaryota, Fungi, Ascomycota, Eurotiomycetes, Eurotiales, Aspergillaceae. The transcript has 5 exons.
AUGAAGUCGACUUUGGUGGAAUAUAUAGACGAGCCCAAAUUCUCGCUACGGAAGCAACUACGAGAACACCAUCUCGAGCUCACCUUAGAUGGAAGCUUUGUACGAUGGGGCAAAAAUAACCCCAAAUAUCCCCGAAAUUGGUCAGCACCACGGAAGACCUACGAUGCCGGGAUUGUUUGCCUAUUGGAUCUCUUCGUAACUGCCAGCAGUACCGCAGGCGCGGGCGCCGCAGCAAAAGCGCAAGAUGAAUACAAUUUAGAUCCCACCGUUGCCAUAUUCUGCUUCGUGACACUGUUCCUUCUCGGCCAGUCUCUCGGCAAUAUUAUACUUCCUCCCUGGUCUGAGUCCUUUGGCCGAAAAAGGAUGUAUAUACUCAGCAGUGGUAUUAGCUGCAUAUGCUGUGUUGUUAUUGGCCUCGUCCAAUCUUUACCAGCCGCAAUAAUCAUGCGCACUCUGGCUGGAAUCUUCUCAUCCGUUCCAGGCACUAUUGUCGGAGGCAGUAUCGAGGACCUUUUCGACACAAAGGCCCGAAUUUGGGUUGUUUUCUUCUGGACGGUUGCAUCAAACAUUGGUCUUAUUAUUGGUCCUAUUAUGAGCAGUUUCAUUGUUCAAGACCUUAACUGGCGAUGGGUAUUUUUUGUCUACGCUAUCAUUCUUGCUAUAUUUACAGGCCUUCUAUGCUUGAUCAAAGAAUCAAGAGCAUCAUGCAUUUUAGACAGUGAAAUCGGUCGAUUGCAACGUGUUAUCCCAGAUAUACCGCCAGCACUCAAUCACGAUCUUUCCCGCGACUUUAAAAGCUUCGUCACCGAGUCUCUCUUCAGGCCUGCUCAACUAUUUGUUCGAGAACCUAUCAUCUUUACAAUCGCCAUGAUGAUCUCAGUCGCUAUGUCUCUCAUCUACAUUUUCACUGAAGCUCUGCAGCCGAUAUACCAAUCGAUGGGAUUUUCAGCAUCUCAGGCCUCAUUAAUCUUCAUGUCCAUUGGAUUAGGUAUUUGUAUCAGCACCUUGACAAGAAUUCUGGAUUGCCACAUCUACAACAGUCGACGGCGCAAAAACUUGCCUAUCAAGCCUGAGCACAAGCUCGCGGGAUUGGCAAUCGGUACGCCAUUUUUGGCCAUCGGGUUAUGGUGGUUUGGAUGGACAAUUCCACCUAAAGUUGAUCCUUCUAAUGUGCCCUGGAUUGUCCCAACCCUUUCGUUGGUCCUGGUUGGAUACGCCCUGACAGAGCUAGACACUGUUUUGUACGGAUAUCUAUCGGAUGCCUAUCUGAGUUACUCCGCGAGUGCUACAGCUGCGGUGGCGUUUAUCAGAGGCAUGCUCUCCGCAACCUUUCCGUUGUUCACGACACAGAUGUUUACCAAACUUGGAGCUAACAUUGCGGUGUCAAUACUGGCCACUGUGGCAACGGUGUUUUGCAUUGUACCUCCGUUAUUUUUGUGUUACGGGGAGAGCAUCCGCCGGCGGAGCCGCUUUGCAAAGUACAGCUGGGAGAUCCAAGACGAGAUGGGAAAAGAUGAAGAUGAUCUUUAG